CGGCGGCCCAGGCGCGGAGGGGGAGACGGUCCCAAGAUGGCGGCGCUGCAGGCGGAGCGCGGGUACGGGCUGUCCUGCGGCCGCCUCGGCCGCGGCACCCGCGUCUCCGUCUUCCACGUCAAGCUCACGGAGAGCGCCCUGCGCGCCUUCGAGAGCUACCAGGCUUGUAAGGAUGCUGUGACGUCAAAACCAGUCAUCCAGUUUCAAGGAAGCCAAGGGCACAUCGCGAUCCCGAGGCCCGACCGACCGACGGAAGUGAGGACCUUCACGUUUUACCUUUCAAAUAUUGGCAAGGACAGCCCCCAGGGGAGCUUUGACUGCAUCCAGCAGUAUGUAUCCAGCAAUGGCAAUAUCCACCUGGAUUGCCUUGGGAGCAUACAGGACAAAAUCACCGUGUGUGCUACUGAUGAUUCCUACCAGAAGGCGAGGCAGAGCAUGGCCCAGGCCGAGGAGGAGACGCGCAGCCGGAGCGCCAUCGUCAUCAAACCCGGGGGGAGAUACGUAGGCAAAAAGGUUCAGGUGCGUAAACCUGCACCAGGAGCUUCCGAUGCUGUUCCCUCCAGGAAGCGCCCAACGCCAGUCAACCUUGCCAGUGCAAUAAAGAGAGGCAAUAGUGCCAUUUCUCAGAGACCCUUCAAAGAUAGGGUUGUGCACUUACUGGCACUAAAGCCUUAUAAGAAACCUGAACUUAUUCUCAGAUUGCAGAAGGAUGGACUUUCUCAGCAGGACAAGGAUUUGCUGGAUAACCUUCUGCAACAGGUGGCAAAUUUGAGUGCCAAGGACAGCACUUUCACACUGAAGGAUUGUGUGUACAAAGAAGUGCAGAAGGACUGGCCUGGCUACUCAGAAGGAGAUCAGCAGUUGCUGAAGAGGAUCCUGGUUAGGAAGCUCUGCCAGCCCCAGAACAGCAGCGGUUUUCAAGGAGAAGCACCUUCCCUGAGCCCUCCAAAGGACACCGUGAACUCCAGCUCUCCCCCUCAGAAACGAUCCCAGCCUCUGGAGUUCAUCGACCCCCUGGCCAACAAAAAGCCCAGGAUCUCGCAUUUGGCUCACAGAACCCAACCCACCUUCAACGGGAAGCUGAGCUCCUCCAACGGGAAGGACACCCCCAACCCCCCCCCCGCCCUGCCGCCGGCGCUCCCCCCGGAGUCGGGAAGCUCCUCCAGCUCCAACCUGCCCGUGCUGGAGCUGCCCCGGCCCCACGACCCCCUCUCGGAUGUGAGCAACGACCUGGCUCACAACGGCAGAGACUGUGAGAGCAGCGAGGCCACGGACAGGCUGAGCCACCCCCCGCCCACAGACUGUCCCCAGACCAGCAAACACAACUGCGGCUCCUACGUCAAAUCCAAGAAAAAAUCCAAAAAGCACAAAGACAAGGAGAAGGAGAGGAAGGAGAAGAAGGGCGAGGAGAAGUGCAAAGAGGAGAAGCAGAACUGUGAAGUAAUAAAAAACGCUGACUUAGGUAGUGUUCCCCAGGAACAGGUCACAGGUUUAAAUGGAACAUGCAAUAAUUCUAGUGUACCAACAUCAACUUCAGAAAUGCCAGAUUAUUUAUUAAAAUACGCGGCCAUUUCCUCCUCGGAGCAGCGUCAGAGCUACAAGAACGACUUCAACGCGGAGUACAACGAGUACAGGGACUUGCACGCCCGGAUAGAGCGGAUAACCCGGCGCUUCACGCAGCUGGACGCCAAGCUCAAGCAGCUUUUGCAGGGCUCUGAAGAAUAUAAGACCAUCCAUGAUCAAAUUUUACAGGAAUAUCGGAAAAUUAAAAAGACUAACCCCAACUACAGCCAAGAGAAGAACCGCUGCGAAUACCUCCACAACAAACUGGCUCACAUCAAAAAACUCAUAGCAGAGUAUGACCAGCAGCAGUUUUAGCUGCCACCAUCCCCCUCCUCCUCCUCCCCCCUGGACUGGGUAGGGCAAAACAACAAAAAAAAAAAAAUCCAGUCACCUGGACGUUCCUUUUUUUUGUUUUUGUUUUUUUUUUUUCCCUUUUAUACACCCAAAAAUCCCUUUCAGAGACGAGCAUUAAUUAUUCCUCGUGGUCAAAGAACUUUUUGGGGAUGACUUAAGAUGCUGAAUCUUGUGGUGUCCACGUCCAGCACGCUCCUCCCGAGUUUUGGGUUGUUUUUUUUUUUGUUGUUUUGUUUUUUUUUGUUUUGUUUUUUUUUUUAAAGCCUCUGAGAAUGUAACCAACAGAUAAAACGAAAUUAAUCUGCUUAUUUGGGUUUGACACUGGUUUUUUUUUGUUGUGGAUUUUUUUUUUUCCUUCCCUGCUCAAACUGCUACAGACACUUAAGGGAAGAAAAAAAAAACAACACAACAAAAAACAGAAAAACACACCAAAAAAAAAAACAACUCACCUAAAAAAGCGACCGAAGCUCCCAAAGAGGUUAAGAACCUGUAGUUUUUUUGUUUCUUGGUUGUUUGUUUUUUUUUUCAUGGAAUUAAAAUUAAGUUUUUGGCAUGAAGUGUAACUCCCCAGCUCCACUUGGGGUUACAAAGUGUCCUGCAGAUGGUGAGGAACUGGAAUUGCUGCUCCGAGUGCCCGUCGGAACGAGGGCUGCGCCUGCUCCCGGCACCGCGUAAAUACACCACGUACCCAGA
Molecule: messenger RNA, 2610 nt
Organism: Pseudopipra pipra
Lineage: Eukaryota; Metazoa; Chordata; Aves; Passeriformes; Pipridae
Gene: ELL
Product: elongation factor for RNA polymerase II
Exons: 12
Coding region: 37-1878 (613 amino acids)
Biological process (GO): positive regulation of transcription elongation by RNA polymerase II; transcription elongation by RNA polymerase II; snRNA transcription by RNA polymerase II
Cellular component (GO): transcription elongation factor complex
Molecular function (GO): cis-regulatory region sequence-specific DNA binding
Source: RefSeq, a predicted model, not a curated record